AUGGCUGUCCAAUUCUUCCCAUUGCCGAGGCGGUUUCCGGCACCCCAGCUGCUGCUCCUGACCCUGUUGCUGCUGGCGCCACCCCCGCGGUUCAUGGGGCUAUGGGAGGAGAGCCGCUGCCAGCCCCACAGCCCAGGCUCCAAAACCAUCCUCCAUCGCCAUGUAUCCCAUGGCCCGAUCAUCUCAGUGCUGAUGCAAAUUCGGAGCUGUGGCCGUAACCCCGUACAGCUGUGCACCAGCUCAGCGGCAAAGAGGGAGGCUUCGUCUCCGGCUCCAGAGCGGCGAUGGCGGCGCCGCCGGAUGGGGCUGGUGUUGGCCGCCGCCGUCAGCCCACCUGGCAGCGGCGGCCAGGGUGGCGGUGCCGCCGCCGGCGCCGCCGCCCUCGCGGGAUCCACUAUCUCCACUUCGCUUCCUGGUGUCGACAAGGGCAGUCUGCUGAUGCGGCCCUCUUUCGAUGCCUCCCUGGACUGGGCCUCCAACGUCACAGCCAAAGGUGUCGGCGGCUGCACGCUGGCCAAGGACGCUGCCAGCCCGGCCUUUAUGCCCCGCCGCUGUCCCAAGCCGCGCCGGCCGGUGGGCAUUGAGGAAGCCAGAAAGCUGGGCUGGAAGUUCGCACCUUUGCUACACCAGCACUCCCUGGAUUGGUCCCGUCUCUCUGAUCCCGGCGCCUGGCUGGCAUCUGCCGUACUGGUGGAUCCUGUGACGUACACCACCACCGACCUGAAGACCUACCUAGGGAACAGGCACCGGGCACAGCGCGCUAAGACCGAGAAAGCGGCGGCAGAGGCGGCUGCCGCCGCUGCCACCGCCGCCGCCGCCGCUAGCGGAGGCAGUGAUGCACAGGCCAGGGAUUCGGAGGCCGCAGCCGCCAAGGCCACGGCCGCAGCCGCCGAGGCGGCUGCAGCAGAUCCGUACUGGCGGAUCCACGAGGCGUACGAUACUCAUAACUUUUUCGCGACGAGGCUGGUGCGGCGGCGUUACGUGUCCGCGCCGCCGCAGGGCCCGGCUGCGGCUUCUCCCGGGCCCGCGGGGCCCCAUGGCCGUGAGACCCAACAGCACGAGCAGCAGCCGCCACAGCCGGAGUUGGCGGAGGCCCGCUCCAUGUCAGAUUCCGACCACCCCAGCGGCCUCCGGCACCCUGGUGGGCAACAGCGACCACAUCCACCACCACAGCAGCAGCAGCGGCGGGAGCCGCAGGCUGGGGCCGGGAGGCGGAUGAUGGAGGGGGCCGGUAGCGGCGCCCGUUCCCAGCAGGAUCAGCAGCAGCACCACCAGCACCACCAGCAGCGGCGGCGGCAGCAUCAGGAGGUGGAGAUGGAGGUGGAGGUGGAGAUGGAGGAGUUGGGUUUUGAGGGUGGGGAGGUGGCGCCAGGUGCGGGUGGAGGUGGCGAAGGUGGCGGCAGCAGCACAGCGGCGGGCGGCAGACAGGAGGAGCAGGAAGGCCCCUACUGGCCACGCUUCGAGGUGCUGCAGUGCUUUUACUUACUGCCUAGUUAUCCUCCUGCUCCUUACCCAACCCGCAACCCUGGCAGUCCCGCGGACGACCCGGGCCCCUUCACCGCCGGCUGGGAGGCGGCCAGUGAGGAGCCCACGUAUGCGUACGUGUACACGUUCUGGUUCUUCUACCCGUUCAACGGCUGCUCCAACCAGCUGAUGGCAACCCGGUUCGCGGGGCGACACCAGGCGGCCGAAUACUUCCUGUGUCCGCUGGGGGUGCAUGAGGGCGACUGCUCCUUCGAGCCCGAUCCAGACACCGGGCAGCUGCGGCCCCGGGUGUACUCGGGACUGCACAGCCAUGCGAACAGCCCGCACACCAGCAACCUGAACGUGUACGCCAAGGUGAAUUUCAAGCAGCUGCUCAACUUUGACGGUAUCUACGUGGCGGACCGUUUCGCUGCCGGGGGCCCCUUGUUCGUGCCCUCCGCCGCCAACACGCGGUGGCUGCCCUUUCCCCAGGAGAUGGGGAAGGAGGGGGAGGGGGUGCCACCUGAGGACUUCAGACCGGGGGGCGCACUGGCCUGGACAGCAUAUCUGGGCAACUGGGGUGUGCCGCUGACCUCCCCCAACUUCUCCAUCACCUGCCUGACCCACAACCUGUCGCUGGCGGGUCCGUGCGACCCCCGCAACCCGCCCGUGUUCAUUCUGGACCGGCUGCUGGGGGGUGUGGGGGCCAGGCCGCUGGACGUGACCUGGACCCCGGUGUUAUCCCCCAAGCGUGUGGCCCCCGAGCUGGCUGAGCCCAUCAGCGGUCCGCUGGUCCGCCGAGCCGCCGCCUACUCCUGGGAGAGAGAGCUGCCCGCACCGCUGUGGGACGCCAGGGAGCCCCUCCCUGGACUGGGGGGCCUCAGCCUGGCAACACUGGCACGCGACACCUCCUCCCUGGCAUGUCCUCUUGCGGAAGAUGUCCACCGCACCUCCGCAUGGGGACCCGCGGGACACUACCUGGGAAACGACCCACGGGUCGCUCACCGCCUGAGGCUGUUUGUGGCUGCGGCCACCGCUGCCAUCGUGGCGGCGGCGGCGCUGUCAGCCCUGGUAGUCAAGUGCAUGCCACUUAUCCUGGCACCACACCAGAGACCCCCUCACCAUCAGCACCACCACCACGGCUGCGCUGACCAGCGCUAUGGGGGUUAUGGAGAUGGCCGCUAUUGGCACGAGCAGUACGAGGGUAGCAGAGGUCGGCUCGCCGCCGCUGCUGGGGCUGCCCCACACCUUCCGUCUCGUGUACGAUUGUCACAUGAUGGAACGGCGGCGAAGCUUCUCCGUCAAGGCACUUCAACAGUCGGUCCAUCGGCCGAUCCCCAGGCUGCCGUUGCACGGUUCUCCGAGGAUGGCAGUGGCGGCAGCGGUGGCGGCGCCGCCGGCACUGCCGUACCGGCGCAUCGCCGUUGCAGCGAAGAGCAGCCGCUGCUUGCGGCGACGGCAUCAUCUCGCAGCCGCCGUGAAGGCGAAGGCGCCGAUGACGGCGCCGAUGACGACGACGAUGGGGAUAAGCCCCGGCGUACCGCAUGGCGAGGCUGGGGCAGCUUCGCCUUCCGUACCGCAGCGGCAUGUCCGGCGGUGAAGCUCCUGCCGCUUCUCGCGUGGCGGGGAUGUUUGGCGGCAUGUCGCUGCUUUUGCGGGGCUCUGUGCUACCCCUGCCGCUUUUGCCUCCGUGGGAAAGCCGGCGCCGAUGUCAGUGGAAGCAGCAGUGGCGGCGGCGGUGGCCCCGGUGGCGGCGGCGGCUCCUCGUCCUCAGCUCGGCGGCGGCGGCGGCGCGGUCUUGGGCCCUACCUUCUGGGUUGUGCCACCCAGCCGGAGCGACGGCUCCUCUGGCUGUCCCUGGGUAUCAUGGCCUACUCGUUGGGCCUUAUCAUGUCGGUCCAGGGCUUACUGGAGACCCUUCACGCGCUCCGGAACCUGCUACUGAGGGGCCUCUGGGCUAUUGCGGGGUUGGAGGGCGUUUUUGUCGCUCUGCUCGCUGCUGGGGGAGUCAUUGAGCUGGGCCUUAUGGUGGCUGCAGUGUCCUUGGGACCCAAGGCGCCUCUGAUUGCCGCCAAGGGCAGCGGGCCCGCUAACGGGCUGCCGUCGACGGCGGCGGGGGCGGCGGGGUCCAGCGCCGCCGCCACUGCGGCCGCCAAGGUACCUUGGCGCACGUUGGCCUUACUGGCUGCGGUGGGCUAUAUGGAGGUCGCCGCCUCCCUCCACCUGCUGGGCUUCGGUCUGGCUCUGUGGGUGGGGGUACUCGGCGCCAGUGAGGGUUGCUCGGCGGCAGUGCAGGGGUUAUAUCGGAUCAUCUCUUUCUCACCGGAUGUAUGUCUGGAUCUGUCCAUGAUUGGAGUUCCCGGCCCCAGCUCCGUCACGUCUUGGAUCUCGUCUGGGGGGCUCUGCCCCCCGGAUUUGUAUAUUGUAUAUCCCCGCGGAAGCCAGAAGUUAAGAGCCCCCUCACCUCACCUCACCUCACCUCACCUCACCUCACCUCACCUCACCUCACCUCGCCUCACCUCACCUCACCUCACCUCACCUCACUUCACCUCACCUCACCUCACCUCACCCCUCACCUCACCUCACCCCUCACCUCACCUCACCCCUCACCUCACCUCACCUCACCUCACCUCACCUCACCUCACUUCACUUCGUUUCACUUCACCCGACCCCGCCCGUAUUCAGAUGUGGCGGCGACCUGAUGCAGAUGUGCAAUGUGUGGCGGCAGCUGCGGCUAUCGGGGCUCCUCCAACUACCACUCCCGACAUGCGGUGCUACUGCCGCUACCGCCGCACCAUCACCACCACCACCAUGGCCAUCAUCAUCAAUAUCAUCAUCAUUAUUAUCAGCAGCAUCAUCAGCAGCAUCACCAGUCACGACAUCCCCAGCCAAAUGGCGAUGGUGUGGCUCGCGGAGGCCCGGGGGGCUCUGGGUUGGCUGGCGGCGGUGCUGGUGGUGGUGGUUCUAUGGUGGUUUUGGAAAUGGGUUCGAUGGGGACGCCAGCUAGGGUGUUGUCGGCGGCCGGUGGCUCCGCAGUGUCGUCUUGGCGUGCAGUUUGUGUUUCAUGAUGUUCUGCGUGAGGAGUUCGUCUUCCGGUGCGCUCUGGUUCUACUAGCCGAGUAG
Molecule: messenger RNA, 4587 nt
Organism: Volvox carteri f. nagariensis
Lineage: Eukaryota; Viridiplantae; Chlorophyta; Chlorophyceae; Chlamydomonadales; Volvocaceae
Exons: 25
Coding region: 1-4587 (1528 amino acids)
Source: RefSeq, a predicted model, not a curated record